This is a messenger RNA of Homarus americanus (American lobster), 965 nucleotides long. Its product is annotated as solute carrier family 22 member 16-like. The coding region runs from base 5 to 760 and encodes 251 amino acids. Gene Ontology annotation, molecular function: transmembrane transporter activity. Gene Ontology annotation, cellular component: membrane. The transcript has 4 exons. NCBI's taxonomy places the organism in Eukaryota, Metazoa, Arthropoda, Malacostraca, Decapoda, Nephropidae. Gene Ontology annotation, biological process: transmembrane transport. The record is from RefSeq and is a predicted model, not a curated record.
CAUCAUGUCUCGCUUCCUGGCAGUCAUAAAGCAGGUCGUCAUCUUGCUGACUAUACGCCAGCUUAGACUCAGAACCUUGGUCGUGUUCUUCUGUUGGUUCGCUGCAUCCAUGGUCUACUAUGGUAUCGCCCUCAAUGCUACAAACCUCAGCACCGAUCCAUACCUUUACAUCUUCCUGGGAGGUCUAUUGGAGGUGCCAUCGUACCUGAUCUUGUGGCCGGCACUCGUGUACAUAGGGAGGAAGAAGUCCCUGGUGGCCCUCUAUCUUAUAUGUGCCGUCUGUAUCUUUGCCGUGAUGGCAAUAAUCCUUAUAUAUCCUGGAGGAGAGCAGGUGGCCAAGGUCUUCUUCUCACAGAGCGGUAAGGUGGCGGUAACAGCGGCCUUUCAAUUAGUGUGGAUGUACACGGCAGAGCUCUUCCCUACCAAGUACCGUUCAUUAGCUGUGGGGGAAGCUAGCUUCUGCGCACGCGUCGGCAGUACUUCGUCACCGUAUAUUAACGAUAUUCUGGGAGGUUACACCGUGUGGGCACCGGCGGCGCUAUUCGGGACAGUCUCUCUUAUCUCCGCGGUGCUGUCACUCUUCCUGCCAGAGACAAGACACUGCACUCUACCGGAAUCCAACGAUUUUUUCUCCAAGAAGAAGGACAAGGAGGCAGACAGAGGAGGAAGCAAGGAAACAUCCCUGGAGGAUGUGAGUCAGGGGGUGGUCAACCUGUCAUACAACCCAGAGACGGGCCAACCGGGGACGGAGAGAUUAUAAUGAGAAUAAUGUACACCCAUCUUGUGAUAGCAAGAUGAUGACUAUCUUUAAACCUCCGUGACGGAUAACCGGAGGGGGAGAGAGCACAGGACUAUAUCCUAUAACAUUAUACUGGGCCUCAAGACCCACGGACAACAAGGACAUAAGGAUACUCUCCUCCACAACAAACUUUCAAGACUCUGGAAUUCACGGCCAAUUUUAGUAC